This is a messenger RNA of Baudoinia panamericana UAMH 10762, 1479 nucleotides long. RefSeq lists its product as uncharacterized. NCBI's taxonomy places the organism in Eukaryota, Fungi, Ascomycota, Dothideomycetes, Mycosphaerellales, Teratosphaeriaceae. The coding region runs from base 1 to 1479 and encodes 492 amino acids. The record is from RefSeq and is a predicted model, not a curated record. The transcript is spliced from 5 exons. Gene Ontology annotation, molecular function: N,N-dimethylaniline monooxygenase activity; NADP binding; flavin adenine dinucleotide binding.
AUGGCCGCACCAGAGAAGCUCGACUUUGAUGUCGUGAUUAUUGGGGCUGGGAUUAGUGGGAUCAACUUCGCCUAUAGGCUACAGGAGCGUAAUCCGGAGCUCAGCUACACCAUUCUGGAAGGCCGUCAUGAAAUGGGCGGCACCUGGUCGCUUUUCAAGUACCCCGGCAUACGAAGCGACUCUGACCUACACACGUUCGGCUUUCCGUGGCGACCAUGGGAGGAGCAGACGACAAUUGCACAAGGCCCGCUCAUUCUCAAGUACAUGAAAGAAUCCGCAGCCAUGUACGGUAUCGACAAGCGCAUACAGUAUCACCACAAAGUCGAGAAUGCAGAAUGGUCGACUCUAUCGAAGACCUGGACAUGCAAUGUGACCGCCAAUGGCAGCGCGGAGAAGCACAUCCGGGCUCGGUUCAUACUCCUCUGCUGUGGCUAUUAUGAUUACGACAACCCACUUCAAUCAGUAAUCCCAGGUAUCGAAAACUUUAAAGGCACUGUUGCUCACCCGCAGUUUUGGCCCGAAGACCUCGACUACACCGACAAGAAUGUCGUCAUCGUCGGAUCAGGAGCUACCGCAAUCACAUUGCUGCCCGUUCUUGCAAAGAAAGCUGCCAGUGUAACGAUACUCCAGCGGUCGCCUUCGUAUGUGUUGUCCUUACCAGGCCAGGAUGGUCUGGACAAGACGAUCUACAAUCUCACGUGGUGGAACAAACCCCUUUUCCAGUCGCUCAUCCGCUGGAAGUACAUUCUUAUCCCUUUCCUCAUUACACGCCUUUGCUAUUACUUUCCGAAGCGUAUGCGGAAAUUCUUCUCGGAUACCAUCCAAUCUCAGCUUCCACCGACCGUGGCAAGAGAUCCACAUUUCAAUCCGAGCUACAACCCUUUCGAACAGCGGGUCUGCUUCUGCCCUGACGGUGAUUUCUACGACGCUCUCAAAUCCGGCAAAGGCGGCAUGGAAACAGGCAUCGUUGAGACCGUGACGCCAGACAGCAUCAAGCUCACGUCCGGGAAGGAGCUGCAUCCGGAUGUGAUCGUGACAGCCACGGGUCUCCGCGUACGUUUCGCCGGCGGUCUCAAUUUCCUCGUCGAUGGCAAGCCCUACAACAUUGCAGACAGCUACGUUUGGAAAGGUGUGAUGCUCGAGAACCUACCCAAUGCUGCCUACGUAUUCGGCUACGUUGAUGCAAGCUGGACCUUGGGUGCUGAUGCUACUGCGCAACUUGUUUGUCGCAUGUUGAAGCGUAUGCGCUCCGAAGGCGUGGCAGAGGUAGUCCCGAGGCGGUCGGAGCUUGAGAAGAAGAACAUGGUUGACGUGCCACUGCUUCGCCUGACCAGCACGUACAUCAAGCGAGCGAAAGACAUGCUUCCGAAGACUGGCGCAACUGGUCAGUGGCGCCCGCGGUCAUACUAUCUCCAGGAUUUGUUGAUGGCGAAGUUCGGAGAUAUUAGAACGGGGCUUGAGUGGAUCAGAGGUGUGUAG